GAACCGCCCCCAAAUCUGCCACUGCUCUACCAAGUUGCGUUCCGUUUGCGCUCUUCUGUGAGAGCUUCUUAAUCAAAAUUCUCGAUUGAAAAUGAGAACGUAAAAAGGGGCAGAAAGAUAUAGCUACUUUCAACAACCUCUGAGAAUGUCACUGCGAACCAGGGCAGGAUUUUAUCGCCAGGACAUUAACAGAACCGUUUGGGACGUGCCGGAGAGAUACAGAGAUCUUAUUCAGAUAGGAACGGGAGCAUACGGAACGGUCUGUUCCGCCAUUGACCGUAAGACAGGAGUGCGUGUGGCCAUCAAGAAACUCCACCGGCCGUUCCAGUCCAGACUGUUCGCCAAACGCGCUUACAGAGAGCUACGACUCCUCAAGCACAUGAAACAUGAGAAUGUUAUUGGGCUUCUGGAUGUCUUUACCUCGGAAAUCUUGUUGGACAGAUUUCAGGAUUUUUACCUGGUGAUGCCAUUUAUGGGAACUGAUCUGGGAAAGCUGAUGAAAAUGGAGAGACUAUCCGAGGACAGGGUGCAGUUUCUGGUCUAUCAGAUACUGAGGGGUCUCAAGUACAUUCAUUCAGCCGGGAUCAUUCACAGGGAUCUCAAACCAGGAAAUCUGGCAGUGAACCAGGACUGUGAGCUGAAGAUCCUGGACUUUGGACUCGCACGUCAGGCAGAUUCAGAAAUGACGGGUUAUGUGGUGACUCGUUGGUACAGAGCACCUGAGGUUAUCCUCAACUGGAUGCACUACUCACAAACAGUUGAUAUCUGGUCAGUGGGCUGCAUCAUGGCGGAGAUGUUGCUUGGAAGGCCACUUUUUAAAGGAAAUGACCACUUGGACCAGCUAAGAGAGAUCAUGAAAAUCACAGGAACGCCAGCACCAGAUUUCAUAAUGAAGCUACAAAGCCAAGAUGCCAAAAACUACAUCAGAGGUCUACCUAAAGUACCAAAGAAAGACUUAAACACUUUUUUCUUCAAAGCCAGCACAAAGGCGGUGAGUGCUCUGGAGCAGAUGCUUGUUCUGGAUCCAGAAAAACGUGUGAGCGCUGCAGAGGCGCUUGAGCUCCCCCUGUUUACGGAGUUCAGAGAACCCGAGGAAGAGACGGAGGCCCUGCCGUAUGACCACUCCAUGGACAACACAGAACUGCCUCUGGAGCAAUGGAAACGUCACACUUUUACAGAGAUCCUAUCAUUCCAGCCACCCGUCACAGAGAUCAGAGACCCUAAAGAAACAUCCCUCUGAGAGAUGUCGCAGAUACACAAACUGCACAUAUCUCAUGGCAUUGAUAUGCAUAAAUGUGUGAAAAAAGAGAGAGAGAUUGAGAGAGAGAGAACAGAAAAUGGAAUGAAUGUAAACUGUAUGACUUUGUAAGUAAAUGUUAGUGAGUUUGUCACAAUGUUGCUCAGCUCAUAAGGUUGUGUGAAUUAUCUUUCUUAAACGCUUUGAAUAUGUAAAAUCCAUUUUAACUGCAACCAAAAGCACCCCAAAAACAUUGUAUUGGAGUAUGAUUUCAGUGUGCCAGUAGACAAUAUAUUUACUUUACCGAUCACUUAUUUAACUUAUUAAUGCAAUAGUUCACACAGAAUAUGCCAUGAUUAGCACAUUUAACACCACACUUCUUUUUUUAUUAAUGAGUGUCUCAUUAUUUGUUAUUAAUAAAACUGAUUAUUUUUUUCAGUAAAUAAUGUGAGGUAAAAUAUUUA
Molecule: messenger RNA, 1701 nt
Organism: Rhinichthys klamathensis goyatoka
Lineage: Eukaryota; Metazoa; Chordata; Actinopteri; Cypriniformes; Leuciscidae
Gene: mapk12b
Product: mitogen-activated protein kinase 12b
Exons: 12
Coding region: 146-1240 (364 amino acids)
Biological process (GO): protein phosphorylation; intracellular signal transduction
Cellular component (GO): nucleus; cytoplasm
Molecular function (GO): MAP kinase activity; ATP binding
Source: RefSeq, a predicted model, not a curated record